Molecule: messenger RNA, 2760 nt
Organism: Amblyraja radiata (thorny skate)
Lineage: Eukaryota; Metazoa; Chordata; Chondrichthyes; Rajiformes; Rajidae
Gene: pomk
Product: protein O-mannose kinase
Exons: 3
Coding region: 1665-2738 (357 amino acids)
Biological process (GO): protein O-linked glycosylation; protein phosphorylation; carbohydrate phosphorylation
Cellular component (GO): endoplasmic reticulum membrane
Molecular function (GO): carbohydrate kinase activity; protein kinase activity; ATP binding
Source: RefSeq, a predicted model, not a curated record
CCUCUCUCUGUGUGUGCUCUGUUUGUAAUGCUGCAUGACUCCUCACAUUAUCCUUUUCUGCACUGCCUGCCUCUCCCUCUCCCUCCUUCUCUCACUUUCUCUCUGUCUCUCUCUCUCCAACACUGCCGGCCUCUCAUGCUCUGUGUGGCCUGCCUCUGUCUGUCACAUUGCCUCUUUCUCUGCCGCUUCCUGCUUUUCUCAUGCUCUCUGAAACUGUCUGCCUCUCACUCUGUCAUUUUCUCUCCCUCUCCCUGUCUUGCUGAGCUCACAUUUUCCUGUGCUCUGUGACACUGCUUCUCUGUCAUACUCUCUCUCUCUCCCUCUCGCACGCUCUUUCUCUCUCUCCUGCCUCUAUCUGUCACAUUCUCCGGGACUGCAUGCAGCUGGAGAGAUUUACUUUGUCUCUUUCCCUGUGACACCGCCUCUCACUCUCUGUGUGACUGCGUCUCCGGUUGGCCGCGGCCGCGGCCGUGGUCGGCAGCUGCUCACUGAAAAAUCGCGCUGAAUCUGCAAGCAGCCAAGCAGGGGGCCGGUGAAGGGGCAGGACCAAGACCAGGACCAGAUCAGAAUCAAUUUGAAUGGAGCCAAGAUUCAACUUCAGAUCUCCAGUCUCUGGCCCUUUACCGCCCUCAGCAACCCACCACCCCAGCCGGAAGGACAGCCUCUGAACUCUGACCAUCCCUGUGGACACAAGCCCAACAUCAAGGUUGCUAUUUCUCCCGGGGUGAAGCAAAGACUUGUCCUUCAGAGCACCUUUGAAGAUGUUGGAUAUUCCUCUGCACUCGAUUAAACACAGUGAAAAUGCAAUAAUUGUGGGAUAUGUAAAAGCUGCCAGAUUACACAAUAUGAUCAGAUAAUCAUAUUUUCUGUAAUAUUUAUUCACCAGAAGGUCUUGCUUUUCUUCAAAGUAGUGUCACAACAUCGUUUACAUCAACCUGCCAACAUAGAUCAAGCAUGAUUUAAUGUAUUAUCCAAAAGAAGGCACCUCCAUAAUCCCUUCCUUGCCCAAGAGUAUCAUCCUGAAACUUGAACCCAUUGCUCUGUGAACUGGGGGCAAGAAAGUUACGGUGAUAUAAAAUUGUCUAGAAAUAAAUCCUCUGGAAUUAACAAAAAAUUGAACACUUUAUAAGCAACUCAAAAACAAUCAAAAGAAAAUGCUUUUAUUUCCCUUGAAUACUUUUGUUUAAUAGUUUGGAAUUGGAGAGAUUUUGUACAGAGACAAUGUGAUAACAUUUGAAGAAAUACAUGUAAAUAGAGUUGGCAACCCUAAUCCUAAUCCUUGCGUCACUGAUGUUGAACGGAGGAUGUUGGGUUUCAUUGAAAUCCUGAUUACACAAAAAACUUUUUUGUUUAGGUUCAGGAAUAGGUCUGGAGAACGGUCUCGACCCGAAACGUCACCCGUUCCUUGUCUCCAGAGAUGCAGCCUGUUACUCCAGCAUUUUGUGUCUACCUCAGGAAUAGGCAAAGUGGAGUGACUCACACCACAGAACAUUGACUUCUCCAUUUACAGUGAGAACAUGUUGAGUCUUGAGCUAUGAUUCACUUUGCGCUCCUCAACCCUGCAGCCCAGUAGCUGAUUCACCACCAAUUCAACAUCUGCCUUGAGCUCAGAGUUAAGAAGUCCAACCUUUUGAAUUGUGAACCUUUCUGCAGGAAUAGUGAAGAUGCAGGUGACAACCUCUGGUAAUCAAGGCUCUUCGAUACGGCAGAGGGUGACCUUGACCAUUGUACCUCUUAUUGCUGUCAUCCUCACAGUCACCACGAUCUUCAGAAAUGAACUUCUAGAUGCGUUGGGUUGGUUGAAGAGACCAGUAGACAACAAAUCAGACUCCUGUCCAUCUGGGUAUUUCAGGCUGGAAGGAAUGAAGGAUUGCAUACCCUGGUUAUCUUGUGAAAUGAUACAGAGCGAAGUUGCUGUGAUUGAGCCAAUUGGACAAGGCGCUGUCAAGCAGGUUUUCCUUGGGCACUGGAAGGGAAACAAAGUGGUUCUCUCUCGACUUGCUGCCUCUAAAUUCAGCGACGACUUCUUUCAUGGACUGGAGAUGCUGAAGGGCUUGCAGAGUGCACAUGUGGUUAAACUGCUGGGAUUCUGUGACGAGGAUCCCACUAUCCUCACAGAGUAUCACCCUUUUGGAUCCCUCGCCAAUGUUGAUUCAGUGCUGGAGCAGGAGGGGCAGGGUGACUUUAAUACUUGGGAAGUUCGAUUCCAGUUGGCUCGUGAAUACACAUGGUUUCUGCAUUAUCUGCACAACAGCCCAUUGGGUCCCCGUGUUAUGUGCGAUUCCAAUGACCUGAUAAAGACCUUGUCGCAGUAUUUGUUGACAACAGACCUGCACGUGUUGGCCAAUGACCUGGACGCUCUCCCACUGGUGAAUCGAAGUGCCGGGGUUUUAGUAAAAUGUGGCCACCGUCAGCUCCAGGGUGACUUUGUCGCUCCGGAACAGCUUUGGCCAUUCGGUAACACGGUUCCAUUUUCUGAUCACCUCAUGCCUCCAUACAAUGAGAAAACAGAUAUUUGGAAGGUUCCGGAUGUUACGGACUUUCUGCUGGGCCAGGUCGAAGGAAGCGACGUGGUCAGGCUUCACUUGUUCCAGUUGCAUCAGGACUGCAAGAGACAUAAGCCUCAGCUUCGACCAUCAAUGCUGACUGUUGUGCAGACGUACAAAGCUGUUUACAAUUCACUGACACAGGAGUCGGAGCUGUUUGGUAUUCGUACUGAGAUGUUACACGAGUUAUAAUAAAUGAUGUGAUUCUACUCUU